AUGGGCUCCAAAGAUCUUGCCUCUGGUGACUUUAAUGCCACUUURGUUUUGCAGCGAAAGAUAAUCCAUUCUGCCAUUCGCAUGUACCAGCCUUUCCUUGAAGAGAAAAUUAUCAAAGAAGUGAACGAAAUGRUCCAACGCAUUUCCCCAGGAAAACCMACAAACCCCAAGGAAGAUGUAYUUUUUGUAACGACCAAUGUUAUCUUUCAAAUAGCAGUUGGCCAGCGCUUUGAACAGAUUGAUGASGAAUUUCUCGAAAAAUUAAACCUCACCMGAAGAUUUUUUAAUUUAACGAGUCCUUUCAACAUCCUUAACAUCCUGCCAUUCCUGAUAAACUUUCCGAUUAGCCCAUCCACAGAGUUGAAAAAGCUUCGUGAUGAUCUUCAUCAGUAUAUAUUUGACAAGUAUCACGAGCACAAAGACUCCUACCAAGAUGGCGUCAUACGGGACCUCACGGAUGCCCUUAUUAAGGCUCGUCACGACGCUGACCAAGAAGACAGCAGAAACUACCGCCUCAUAAAUGAAGAGCAUGUUUUAAUGACCAUAAUGGAUGUUUUUAUAGCAGGAUUAGAAACUACAGCCACGGCYCUUCWAUGGUUCAUGCUGUACAUGGUGAAACACCCAGAAGUGCAAUCCAAAAUACACGAAGAGCUUGAUAGUGUUCUUGGUCCAGACGCUUUACCUCUUUGGAAGCACCGAACACAACUUCCCUAUCUGGUAGCAACUAUUGACGAAACUCUCCGAAAAGCUUCCAUUGCACCUCUUCUUGUCCCACACAAAGCAACAAAAGAUUCGACUCUUGCAGGCUACAACAUACCAAAGGGUACAUAUUUGAUGUUUAAUGCAUGGGCCAUGCAUCAAGAUAAACAAGAGUGGAUACAUCCAGAUGAUUUCAAUCCAUCGAGGUUCAUCAACGACAAUGGAAAAGUUGACCAAAAUGCCGGUUCGAAGAGCUUUCUUCCCUUUGGCAUGGGGCGUCGUGUAUGCGUCGGGGAAACUCUGGCAAAGCAAGAGUUGUUUGUCAUUACGUCGAGGCUGUUGCACGAGUUUACCUUGCACAAGGCAGCUGGUCCAAUACCGCAAAUCACCGAUGAUUUGACGGGUGCCGUUCACCACCCACCAUCUUAUGAAAUUUGCUUCAAACCUAGACAGUAG
Messenger RNA from Exaiptasia diaphana, 1155 nucleotides. RefSeq names its product steroid 17-alpha-hydroxylase/17,20 lyase. The transcript has a single exon. Gene Ontology annotation, molecular function: heme binding; iron ion binding; steroid 17-alpha-monooxygenase activity. Bases 1 to 1155 code for a protein of 384 amino acids. Gene Ontology annotation, biological process: hormone biosynthetic process; progesterone metabolic process. The record is from RefSeq and is a predicted model, not a curated record. NCBI's taxonomy places the organism in Eukaryota, Metazoa, Cnidaria, Anthozoa, Actiniaria, Aiptasiidae.